Molecule: messenger RNA, 1176 nt
Organism: Dendrobium catenatum
Lineage: Eukaryota; Viridiplantae; Streptophyta; Magnoliopsida; Asparagales; Orchidaceae
Product: glutathione S-transferase DHAR3, chloroplastic
Exons: 6
Coding region: 71-874 (267 amino acids)
Biological process (GO): ascorbate glutathione cycle; protein glutathionylation; cellular oxidant detoxification
Molecular function (GO): glutathione dehydrogenase (ascorbate) activity
Source: RefSeq, a predicted model, not a curated record
AGCCCAUGCCGUUUUUUGAUUAGGUUGGUCGGUUCCACAAAAGCCACUAGGACUUAUCCCUCUCUCCUCCAUGGCAUCGACAGUGGCGGCAACGACCUCCGUCUUUGCCCGCUCCUCGACUGCUCUCAAUCCCAAUCGUGUCCAUCUCCGCUUCUUUGCUCCUCGUCCAUGCCGCCCUCUUGGGCGGUUUCGCUUUCUCCCCAUCAGAGCUCUCUCCUCUCCCAACGGCUUCUUCAACCCCAUUGAGGUCUGCGUCAAGGAAUCGGUUACAGUUCCCGGAAAGCUCGGUGACUGCCCCUUUUCACAGAGGGUUCUGUUGACUCUUGAGGAGAAAAAUCUACCUUAUGACAUUAAGCUAGCUAAUCUUGCUAAUAAGCCAGAAUGGUUUCUAAAAAUUAGUCCUGAAGGUAAAGUUCCCGUUGCUAAACUUGAUGACAAGUGGAUUGCUGAUUCUGAUAUUAUCACGCAAUUAAUUGAAGAGAAAUGUCCUGAGCCACCUUUGGCCGCUCCUCCUGAGAAGUCUUCAGUUGGUUCAAAAAUAUUCUCAGCCUUUAUUGCUUUUCUUAAAAGCAAAGACCCCAAUGAUGGGACAGAGCAAGCUUUGCUUACAGAGCUGACAGCGAUUAAUGAGUAUCUAAAAGAAAAUGGUCCUUUUGUGAAUGGUGAAAAAAUUUCGGCAAUUGAUUUGUCCCUUGGACCUAAGCUAUACCAUUUGGAGAUAGUUCUUGACUAUUACAAAAGUUGGUCGGUUCCUGAAUCUCUUACAUUUGUCAGGAAUUAUAUGGAAUCAGUUUUCUCAAGGGAGUCUUUUGUUAAAACUCAAGCCCUAAGGGAGGAUGUAAUAGCUGGAUGGAGACCAAAAGUUGAAGUUUAAGGUUUUGUUUGGGACAGCUUUCUUCUUGCUUUCUAAAAUAACUUUCUAGUACAAAAAUUUCUUAAAAACUGUUUUAGAAAGCAGUAUAAAAGUUGUACCAAAUGAAACCUAAAUCUUCUAUUACUAUUUCCUUGUACAAUCAGAACACGGUGUCAGCUGUCAGGAUGCAAAUAAAAUAGUAUGUAAAUUGGUCAUUUUGAAGAGCUAAGCAUAUUUUGCAGCCUGCUCUGUAUAGCAUGAGCCUUUUUUUGUUUAAAGCACAUUAUAUUUGUAAUUGAUCCUUUUGAAGACUUGUGUGUGCA